This is a messenger RNA of Anguilla rostrata (American eel), 1797 nucleotides long. Its product is annotated as mammalian ependymin-related protein 1-like. The record is from RefSeq and is a predicted model, not a curated record. The transcript is spliced from 3 exons. Gene Ontology annotation, cellular component: extracellular region; lysosome. The coding region runs from base 200 to 841 and encodes 213 amino acids. Gene Ontology annotation, molecular function: calcium ion binding. Gene Ontology annotation, biological process: cell-matrix adhesion. Lineage: Eukaryota; Metazoa; Chordata; Actinopteri; Anguilliformes; Anguillidae.
UUGAACAGCUUCACAGAAAGUAAUUGUUUUUCCGGCCGCUGCUGCUGUGCUAUGCAGCGUUGCUACAGAGGCAAUCGGGGGUACGGUGGAAGGAGCUGGCGCUAUUCUCUGGCGGUCUAAUAGCCUAACUUAUUGGCAAGCCGAAUUGAUUUGAUAUUUUCUUCUCAUAUAUUUGUUAGAAACCGUCAGACGUGCCGAAAUGAACCGUUUUCUUUUGCCCACCGUUAUGUACUGUCUUGUGGUUGUGGUAGCUUCGCUGGGCCACCCUAAGGUUGUCGCUCCCCCGGCUCAGCCUUGUCUUGCUCCCCUGCAAUGGGAAGGCAGAUCUGUGGAGUAUGAUCACAGUACAGGGCGGAACACAAGGGCCAUGGUGUCGUAUGAUGGACAGAACCAGCGAAUUAGGGUCUUGGAGGAGAAGAAAGGACAUGUACCGUGUAAGAAGUUCUUUGAAUACAUCUAUCUUUACAAGACCGCCACGCUGUUCCAGAUUGUGCAGAGUACCAAGCAGUGCGCUAAGCUUCCUCUGACUCAAGCCUGGGACCCCUACGAUAUUCCAGACAACUCCACUUACGAGGACCAGUAUUUCAUCGGCGGGCCGGGCGACAUGAUUGAGGUUCAGGAAUGGUCGGAUAGGAAACCAGCCCGCAAAACGGAGGCCUGGGUCGGUGUUUACACUGUCAAGGACUGUUACCCAGUGCAGGAGACCUACACCCGGAACUACAGCGUGACCACCUCCACCCGCUUCUUUGAUCUGCAACUUGGCAUCAGCGACCCGGCCGUCUUCACCCCGCCCAGCACCUGCCAGUCCGCGAGCCCGGAGAGGAUGAGCCGGGGCUGCUGAUUCCUAGGGCACCGCCUCUGGCACCUGCGUCAUCUCUCACACCCACAAACACUUAGCGCAUAAAGAAAAACAGCUAGGUGCUGAAGGAAGGCCCACUGACCUACUGUACUAUUGGGAGAAUUAUACGAGCGCUUGGGAUACUAAUAAACCCGGUUUAUUGGAUUUAAAGGUUUGUAGGAAAAAGUUCAGUCACUGAAAAAUAUGCCGGGUCUGAAUUCUUGAUUCGUGGUGUAGAAUAUUAUAGGAGUCAUUUACAAGCUUGAGUCAAAACUGGAGGCGCUGUGUAUUUGCGCAAUUUGUGCAUCGUUUCAAAAUAAUAUAUUUAAAACGUUUUUCCCCUGAUGAAGGUUGAAGAGUUUGAAAGUUUUUUGUCUUAAUAUAUUUGUUGAUCAGCCAGGUAAGCAACCCAGUGUGUGGCCUAUCUUCUAAAAUUAGAUGGAUAGAAUUUUGAAUUAUUUUGUCUUUUACUUCCAGUCCUCCACAGCCAAAAAGCUGAAUAUAAUGAUCCACUGACAAAGGAAAUCCUUUAGAAGCAACUUGUGACCUUAAUUGUAUGACCUUAUAAUACUAGAAGGCCUUUUUUUUAGUUUGUGUGAUGGUAUUGUUCAGGAAUGAUUUUAUUCCAUGCUUAAUGUAAGAACUUUCCAUGCUAACAAUAUAUUCAUAACCUGCUGAAUUCACUAAAUGUUGCACUAUUUUUUGAAUGUGUUUUAGAAUCCUAAUUUAAAAGAUGAAAGUGUCAUUUAUUUUGAACUCAUUAGAUAGGAUUUGUUUUGUUGUAGUAUGCAUUAAUACUUAAUUGGUACCUUGAUGUGUAGCAAAUAAAAAGAUAAUAUUACAUAGUUUUUUUUGCAUUUUGCACAGCACACAUUGGAGAUGGGUGUUGAGAUGAUGUCAAUAUUGUGGCACACAAUCAGAUGUGAUGUAUUCGAUCCAAUAAAAUAUUUGUCUGGUUA